Molecule: messenger RNA, 4652 nt
Organism: Culicoides brevitarsis
Lineage: Eukaryota; Metazoa; Arthropoda; Insecta; Diptera; Ceratopogonidae
Gene: Fancd2
Product: Fanconi anemia group D2 protein homolog
Exons: 5
Coding region: 81-4601 (1506 amino acids)
Biological process (GO): mitotic intra-S DNA damage checkpoint signaling; interstrand cross-link repair; homologous chromosome pairing at meiosis
Cellular component (GO): condensed chromosome; nucleus
Molecular function (GO): DNA polymerase binding
Source: RefSeq, a predicted model, not a curated record
AAUAACAAAAGGCGGUCUUGUGAAAUUCUUCAAUUUUUGAUAAUUUUUAAUUGAAUUUCGGGCAAAAACGCAGCUUUGAGAUGUUCAAAGCGAAAAAAUCGCGACCUUUGCUCAGCCAAAAGAGUCAAAUUGGGGCGUCGCAGUCUUCAAACACGGAAAAUGAGAGUGAAAACAUUCCUUUGGGACAGCAAGUGACCUCAAAAGAUGAUGAAGAUUUAUUUAUCGCCCCAAGUCAGGAAGUUAGUUUGUCAUUUCAUGACAUGAGAUCCCAAAGAAACGACAGAAGACGUUUCUUGUCUCAACGAAGUCAAGCUCGUUUCACUUUGAGCCAAUCUCAAGGAAAUUUGACCUCAAAACGCAUCCCGAAGACUUAUUUUGAGCAAAUUCUCACACAAACGGGCGUUUCGUACGAAAACGACGUCUAUUUGCUCGACUGUGACGUCUUCCGUUUCCAAUCUCUGCUCGACGAUGCCAUCACAAAAGCCGACAACUACCCACAAAACGUCGCCAUCAUCGUUGAAGACAUCAAAACGAUCUUCGCCAUGCCCGGAGAUGAAGAACGGCGAAAAUUAAUGGCAACAGUGCACUUCAAAUAUCCCUAUUCGGAGGAAAAUCCCGAGCCAGUGGUGCACGAAAGCAUCGGAAACAGCAUGUUAAAGUUUUUGUUGCAAAAUUUGAGGCUUCAGAAGCAAAUGUUCACAGUUUACUUUCGAGAAGUCGCAAAAAGGGCAAAACCCACGAAUGAAGCGGAAUUUCGGGAGUUUGCGGUGAUCGUUGAACAGAUGCGAAUGGUGAACUUUCGCGAAAAUUCGGAUUUUAUUUAUGCGAAAUACUUUGAAAUACUCGCGGAAUGCAAUGUGAGGGCACGAGAAACGUUGAUUUGUGGCAUUAUUGAUUUUGUGGAGCAAAGAAAGCAUACAGCUGCGAUGGAACAAAUUAUGGAAAACAUUGCAUCUCCAGAUGAACUUUUCACUCCGAAACAUCUCGCAACAUUCGCAAAUUUAUUACUUUCCACGGAAACGCUCAACAAAGUCCGUGAAAAAGUCAUCGCCUACAUCAAAAACGGCGCCCCGAAGCAACUUUUGUACGAUUUGGUCAGUUUCAUGGCAAAAUUAAAUCCCGACGAGACCGAAACGUAUCACGAAGUCGUCACUGAGAUCCGCGACGCCGUAAAUUGGUGCAUGGAAGACUCGGAAACGAAAAUUUCGCUCUUCAAUCUCGUUCGUCGCAUCGUAAAUCGCUGCGAUAUCUCGCGUCGCAACUGGCUCAAGUCAAUUUUGUACGUCACCAAUGCGCGCGAUCACAAAAUUAUCGAUCCCGUGGUCUGUUUCAUGAUUGGCCGGAGCGAAGAUGACUUCACGAUGAUCGAGACGUUCUUCAAGAAACGCGUUCGCGAGAAAUUCUUCACAAUUGAGCUGCUGCAGCAAAUGUCGCGACAUGCGAUCGAAAUUUUGCCGGAUUACAUCACGAUCAUGACGGAUCUCUUUCGAAGUUGCUUCAUUGAACGCGAUAAAAUUGUGUCGUUUUUCGGCGCAAUUGGCUUUCGGAUUUUGUUCAAGAUGAAUAUCACGCAGUUCGAUCAUCGGUAUCCGUUGCAGACGUUAAUUCGACUCGCUUGCAUGAAAUCCAGUGAUUUGCCGUUCUCCGGAGACAACGAUGUGCGAACGAAUUCGCUGGAAUUGCUGCUCGAGAUUAAAAGACGCUUGAAAAAUCAAGCAGAUGGCGGAUUUGCGCAAGUUGAGAGGAUUUUGGAUCGCAGCGCUGUUUUGAGUAUCGAUCAAUUUCGCAUUGUGAUCAAACUUUUGUGCAGUUUGGCGUAUGACGGGACAGGAAAUGAGCAUUUAAAGGGGGAUUUGGAUCUGAUGGCGCCCAAAUAUGUCACGAAUAUGCAUUUACGCGUAAAGUUACAAGGCAUCAUCGUCGUCUUCCAAAUCUUAAAUCGAACAAUGUGGACCGAAAAUCCCGACACAGACGAAAGUCUCCAGAUGAGCCAUGACAGCAACAGCACAAUUUCACUGAGCCAAAUCCCCAAUGACGCCGAUUUAUCGAACGCGCGUCUCAUCAAACUCACUUUAAAGUCCUCCGAGCAAAUGAUCGACGCCCUCAUGUUAUUCCACGACGAAUUAGCGACAAUUUUCUCGCCACGGAACAAAAGCCCAUCAUUCGGCGUUAACUACAAAUUCGUAAAAUGGCUAACGGAUCAAAUUCUGAACACAUUUCAGGAGGGCUUCGUUGUCACGGGAUGUCCCGAAAGCGUGGGCGAAACCGAAGUUGAUUAUUUUUUCAACAUAAACGACGUCAACGACGAAGGCGACACAAUUAACGAAGAUGCCUUGGAUAUCGGGGUGAAUAUUGCUGGCGUUCUCUUAAAUCGAAGCGAUUCUUCGUCAGCAACGACUGCAAUUCAACUGAUGUGCCCAAAUUUCACUGCUUUGGCGGCAAUUACGUAUCGUCGGUACAACACGAGCCUCGAAACGAUCAACGCGCUGCUUGGAUGUUCGCUCGUGCUGCCGAAAAAUUUCAACGACGAAGAAAAAUUCUUGGAAGAACAUCAAAUUAUGGCCAUUGACAUGUACUUUCAUGUCGCAAAUUGGUUCAGAUGCGUCAUUUCUGCCUUUAUAACGCAAAAUUCGGAAGCCACAAAGCGAAAAGUGCUCAAAAGAAUCAACCAACUAAUCGAAAUCGAAGCUUCUAUCAAGUAUUUGUUGCAAAAAGUCGAUCCCGGAUACGAAGCGCCGCCCACAACGUUCCAACUGCGCGACGAUUUCGCCUUUGCCAAACCUUUCGGGCUUCCAAAACGCAAAAAGGACGAAAGUGACGACGAGGAAGAUGAAGAAAACCCGGAAAAUCCCGAAAAUUCAAAGAAAAAAUCAAAAAAAUCAAGGAAAAAGCAAAAAACCGACGAAGAUCCCAUCACAGAAUUCGACGAAGAAUCCCUUAACUUGAAUUUGAACGAAACCACAGGAAAUUUAAACGUCCGUACGCAAUUUAAUAUCGCCACGCAAGGCACCCAAGCACCCGAAGUCGUCAAACAUCGCGCCAAAUAUUGGUUCAGCUACGGAAAACAGGAAAAAUAUCGCCAACUCGACAUCGAUAUCAUGAUUUUGCUCGAAGAACCGCUGGAAAUCGUCUAUCCCGUACCCGAAAACGAAGUCGGAAACAAUUUAACACUACAAGAACUCAAAUUCGUCCUCGCUGACUUAAUUUCCAAGACGGAAUCUCUCGCUGGCGUCAAAAAAUUCCGCGGGGAUCAACAAAUUCAGCGCAUUGCAUGCGUUCAGGCGUACAUGCAUGACCUUGUGAUGUCCUUGAAGCACGUGAUUCGCUUCAAAAAUCAACUUUCCGCCUUUGUUUUGGACAAAAUUCGCGAAAUGAACUCCGACAGCAGCGCUGAACGGUUCAGCGACUUGCUGAAUCACGCAAAAAUCUGUCUUGGAUCGUGCUUCCAUCUGUUGGCGGGAAUUUUUUCAUGGCCGAAUUUCGUUAUUGAUGAUUAUCAAGAGCUUUUGAGGACUGCGAUGAAUGCAGUUUUGGAGAAAAAUGACGAAAAAAGUUCAUGUGACUCGUUGGAAGAGGUCCUGAUUGAAGAAUUAGCGGAAAAAACUUUAGAAAAAGUGAUCGGCGAUGAGCCAAGUGUCAUGGAUUUGCGUUCGGCGGUUCAUUUAUUGCAUUUAGUGAAAGCUCUGGCCCAUUUUGCUGAGGAAAAAGACUCGUUAAUUGUCGAUUUGGCGGAAAAAUUGCUCAAACGUGAGUGGUUUGCGUUAGAUGGCACCAAAGAAUGCACCAAAAAUUCGGAUAUUUUGCUCACCGAGAUCCUCAAGUGUUUCACUCGCGAUAUGGAACUCCCGAAACUCGAAGAAAUCCUGAAUUUCGCCGCUUCCGAGAUCAUCGGACUCAAACAAAAAACCGAUUGGAUGCGAAUUUAUCCGAAUUUCAACCGACAAAAUUGCACAAUUUUUUACCGCGUGAUGGCAGUGACGUGCGAACAAGCGAUGAAGCAUUGCGUCGCCACAGUCGUUCGCACAAAAGAUCUCCUCGAGUGCUGGAUGCGAUGUUUCAACGUGCUCCAAGUCUUGCUGAUGAUCAACGAGGAAAAUCCCAUUUUGACAAAUACUUCGACAUUUUUGCGCGUUUCUCACUCGAUAAUGCGGAUUUUUCGCAGUUCCGGCGUCAAAAGUAUCGAAAAAAUGGUUCAUCGGAAUCAGCAGUCGGUGCAAGAUUUGCUGAAAGCCAUGCAAAAAACGACGCGAUUUUUGCACAGUUUGUCCGUUGAUUCGAAGGCAAAGUCGAAUAGUCGGGCGUUGAAGCAAGUUCCGAAAGUUCGAGAGUUAAUGGAGAAGUUGGUGCUUGAAGUGAAGUCGGCAGUUGCGGGAAAUCACGCGUUAAGUGGGUUUUGGGUCUCGAAUUUGGCGAACAAAGAUGUUUAUGGGGAGAAAAUUUUGUCGCAGCUUUCGCAGCAGAUCGAAAAUGGGCAAGAAGAGGAGGAGCAAGAGAUUGAAGAUGACUUGAAUUCGCCGGAAAAUAGCGAAAAUGAGGGUGAAAAUGAAGAAACUGUGAGCGGGGCAAGUGUUGUGUCGAGACCAAGUAAAGUUUUUGAUUGAAUUUGAUUUUUUGUAAAGAAUUUUAAUAAAUUCUUUUUUUUUUUGCAAGGA